Salvia hispanica is the source of this 2210-nucleotide messenger RNA. Its product is annotated as phosphatidylinositol 4-kinase gamma 8-like. The record is from RefSeq and is a predicted model, not a curated record. NCBI's taxonomy places the organism in Eukaryota, Viridiplantae, Streptophyta, Magnoliopsida, Lamiales, Lamiaceae.
CUCCAUCAUUUCUGCAAAAACAUCGGAGCGUUGGUGGGGAAUCGAGAUAGAGAGAGAAAAGUUGUCCCGAUUUUAGUGAGAGAGAAAGUUUGUGAGAAAUAAAGGAAGGCAUAAUUUGUGUAUUGUUGAUUUUUUAGUUGAAGGAAUAAUCCGCUCCCGCGCUCUCCCGUUGCCGUUUCUUCUCCCUGAACGCUCGCCAGUGUUCAGAGUCUCUCUCUCUCUUCAACGUGAUAAUUCAAAUUUGGAGACUUUUAAGCGGAGGAGCAAGCGAGAGCUUUAUUUCGACAGUCUACGGAGAUUAGCACACAUUUCUUGUUCUUGAUUCUCACCGCCUCUUUUCUGAAACCAUUGAAAUGUGAUGUCUAAUCUCCAAAGCAGACAAAUCCUAUAGAGAGAAUUUUAAAAAGCAAGUAGCCCUUUAGCAUGCACAGUAGUGGUUAUUCGAGGACUCCCCGAAGAUGGCUGCAGCUGUUAAUCAACUUCAUGGAUUCAAGCCAUUAGCCUACCCUCCGCGAUGCCAUCCUCUGUCCGUCUCUCACCUUGACUGCAAAAUGCUCGAGUUGAGUCAAUCCAAGUUCAACAUCACUUGCAUCCACAGGAGCUCCUCCACGCCAUGCCUCUCGUACAAUUCCUCCAAAGCAGAGGAUGAUUUUGAUUUCCCGCAGACUCCAAGGAUUGAGAUCAUUGUGGGGCACACCCUGCCCCAGGUGCACGCCCUCGUUGUUGAGGUUGCUGGGGCAAUGGCCACCUCCGGUGUUGAUCUUGAACGAGCUCCAAGUGGCCUUGGUGGCGCCUACUUCUUACAUGCUCGGACUGGUGGCACUAUAGCUGUUGCAAAGCCGGUUGACGAGGAGCCUCUAGCGAUCAACAAUCCCAAGGGCUUUGGUGGACGGAUGUUAGGGCAACCGGGGAUGAAAAGCUCCAUCAGGAUUGGCGAGACUGGUGCUCGUGAAUCUGCUGCUUAUCUCCUCGACCAUGGUGGCUUCUCUGGUGUACCUCCAACCGCAUUGGUUAAACUUUCGCAUUUCAACUUCGAUCUACUCAAGUCUGGUUCAGGUUCUGAUUCAAACCCGAGUUACAAGAUUGCAUCCCUCCAACGCUUUGUGAAUCAUGACUCUGACGCGGGAGAUUUGGGCCCUUCCAGCUUCUCGGUCACGAGUGUGCAUCACAUCGGCAUACUGGAUGUAAGGCUGAUGAAUCUGGACAGGCACGCAGGGAACCUUCUUGUGAGGCAAGAAAACGAGAGUUAUGGCCGAGGAAAAGCUGAGCUUGUUCCUAUAGAUCACGGCUUUUGCUUGCCCGAGUGCCUUGACAACCCUUAUUUUGAGUGGCAGCACUGGCCUCAGGCCUCCCUGCCUUUCUCAGCGGCCGAAUCUGAUUACAUCUCCAGCCUCGACCCGUUCAAAGACGCGGAGCUUCUAAGGACCCAUAUCCCAUCAAUUAGGGAGUCCUCCAUUCGGGUUCUUGUCCUCUGCACAAUAUUCUUGAAGCAUGCAGCGGCCUACGGUUUAUGCCUUGUCGACAUAGGUGAGAUGAUGACCCGAGAAUUCCUUGGUGGGAAAGAACACUGCAGCUCUUUGGAGAACUUAUGUGAAACUGCUAGGGCUAGCUUGAACAUGGGACUCAAUGACAACGAUGAUCACAUUGCGGAAACUGAUGAAAUGCUUGUACCUCGUGUUUUCAAGAACAAGAACCACCACAAAGCAGGUGGUUUGAUUAGGAGUGUGAGCUCCCCUGCACCAUACAACCCCAACAGUCAGAGCAUUUCUUUCGGGGACAUGGGCAAUGAGGAGUGGCAUUCAUUCCUGGAGACGUUCCAACAGCUUCUGCCCGAGGCCUUUGAAGAGAGAACAUCCUUGGGUUUGGCCAAACACAGAUUAAGAACUUCUUGUGCCUUUUAAGAAUGUAAAACAAGUAUAAAAAAGAUAGUGUAUAAAACUGCCCGCGCCCACCUGUAAGUAGUGUAGGAUAACUGUGGAAACGGCCUACUAACACCGUAGAUGACAUUGCAUAAAAUGUAGAUAACAAAAAUUGGUAGUGUUUUCGAGGGAAACGGUAUAGGGCAAGAUUGCCAUCUUUCUCUUAGAGCUUAUGUUUAGCAGUUUGUUUCCUUCCUUGUUUCCGUUGCGUUUGUUGUUCUCAUCAUUAUCGUAUUGAUCGACCAUCAACUGUGUUUAGUAUAAUAAGUCAGUUAGAUCAAUGUUCAGACA